Messenger RNA from Microdochium trichocladiopsis, 606 nucleotides. RefSeq lists its product as uncharacterized. The transcript has a single exon. Lineage: Eukaryota; Fungi; Ascomycota; Sordariomycetes; Xylariales; Microdochiaceae. The record is from RefSeq and is a predicted model, not a curated record. Bases 7 to 303 code for a protein of 98 amino acids.
GGGCUGAUGAUGACGAUCAAUGCGCCCGGCGCUAGUGUGUCGCUUCUCAAUUCUUAUCCUAGACGCUGGGACGCUCGACAACUUCCCCCUCCUCCUUCCGGAUUUCCACAAGACAUCACGCAGGGCGGUCCACACACGAGCAGCUUCCCCCUGCAUCCCGCCUGCCGUCCUAUGCUUUGCCCAACCACUGCUGCCGACGUGUCUUGCGCCACCACGCACUCGUGCCUGAUCCGCGGCACGCUUAUCGAGGGCCGACUCACGACACGGCAGGUGCCGACACCACCGCCGGCGCGGGUCAGGUGACCCAGACACUGCAGCAGCUGUGUGCCCAGCUACGCUAUACACGAUUCGCCGAGCGGCCGUCCCUGGCGGUCAGAUCGCCCAUACGCGGCGUGUCGUUGGCCAUCACAGAGCCCGACAGUCGUAGGAGCUCCUCAGGCUCCUCUACCUGCCAGGCAGCCAGGCAGACGGACCAUCCCGCAUUGGGGAGGCCGCCGUUCUCGGCCCUGGGCAGCUUCGAUUCCGGCAGCGACCCCUCGCAACCCGAGGCGUCACGACGGUAGCUCCGGCUGCGGCUUGAUAUAUCAGACACUUCUACCAGGCGGC